AGAAAGAAAGAAAGAGGGUAAGUGCCCCCUCCCUAGAAACUGUUCUUGCAGGGUUUAAUCGCCUUUCAUUUCCAUCUAAAUCUUUCCCAAAUUCUUGAUUUUAUUAAAAAUCACGAUGCUUAUUCAACAAUUCAACACACCCACAUCUUGCAAUUUCCCAAUCUCUACUUCAAAUUCAACAACCCCUUUUCAAAAUCACAAUAUCAUUCGUUUUCCAAUAAACAAGAAUUGCAUUUCUUGUGCUGAUUCUAGUUCCACUAAAACGUCGCCGUUUACGGGUAGAGAUCCGAAUGUGAAGAAACCGGGUUGGCUCCGGCAAAAGGCUCCACAAGGAGUUAAGUAUGAGGAGGUUAAAGAAUCUUUGUCCCGCCUUAAACUCAACACUGUUUGUGAAGAAGCUCAAUGCCCUAACAUUGGUGAGUGUUGGAAUGGAGGUGGAGACGGUAUUGCAACCGCCACCAUUAUGCUUCUUGGUGAUACUUGCACCAGGGGAUGCCGAUUUUGUGCCGUUAAAACUAGUAGAAACCCUGCACCGCCAGAUCCUAUGGAACCACAAAACACUGCUCAAGCCAUUGUUAGUUGGGGUGUGGAUUACAUCGUUUUAACGAGUGUGGACCGGGAUGAUUUACCAGAUGGCGGGAGCGGUCACUUUGCUGAAACUGUCAAAGCAAUGAAGAAAAGCAAGCCAGAGAUAAUGGUGGAGUGUUUGACUUCGGAUUUCCGGGGUGAUUUAGAAGCCGUAUCCAUGUUGGCAAACUCUGGGUUGGAUGUUUUUGCCCAUAAUAUCGAAACAGUUAAACGACUGCAACGAAUCGUAAGAGAUCCACGAGCUGGAUAUGAACAGAGUUUAUCAGUCCUAAAACAUGCGAAGUUAAGUAAGAAAGGGAUGAUUACUAAAACUUCAAUAAUGCUGGGACUUGGAGAAUCUGAUGAAGAGUUGAAGCAAGCCAUGGCUGAUUUACGUGCCAUUGAUGUCGAUAUUUUGACUCUUGGACAAUAUUUACAGCCAACUCCAUUGCACCUUACUGUGAAAGAAUAUGUUACACCUGAGAAAUUCGAUUUCUGGAAAGAGUACGGAGAGUCGAUUGGGUUCCGUUAUGUAGCAAGCGGACCUCUAGUUCGAUCCUCGUACAGGGCAGGCGAGCUAUUCGUUCAAACAUUGGUCAAGUCGAAGAACAAAAGUUACUUGUGAUCUUUUGUAAACAAUUUUUUUUUUGUCCUCUUCCUAUUUUCAAACCAUUUUUGAACACAUUAUACUACAUCUUAAAAGAGAAAUUCGGUGGCUUCGGCCACUAACCAAUUUCUCUGUUUUUGUCUACAUCUGUCGGUGGUAUUUUCCCAAAUAGUACUCUUUUUUUUAAGAGCUACGCAUAAUUUCGUGUUUUAA
Molecule: messenger RNA, 1387 nt
Organism: Helianthus annuus (common sunflower)
Lineage: Eukaryota; Viridiplantae; Streptophyta; Magnoliopsida; Asterales; Asteraceae
Product: lipoyl synthase, chloroplastic
Exons: 6
Coding region: 116-1192 (358 amino acids)
Biological process (GO): lipoate biosynthetic process
Cellular component (GO): chloroplast; mitochondrion
Molecular function (GO): lipoate synthase activity; 4 iron, 4 sulfur cluster binding
Source: RefSeq, a predicted model, not a curated record